This is a messenger RNA of Larimichthys crocea (large yellow croaker), 4222 nucleotides long. Its product is annotated as zinc finger BED domain-containing protein 1-like. NCBI's taxonomy places the organism in Eukaryota, Metazoa, Chordata, Actinopteri, Sciaenidae. The transcript has 2 exons. The record is from RefSeq and is a predicted model, not a curated record. The coding region runs from base 489 to 1691 and encodes 400 amino acids.
CUAAACUAUUCUGUGCUCCUUUACACCUUUCUCAGCUUAUGUCCUCCUCUGUAAGUCGCUUUGGAUAAAAGCGUCUUCUAAAUGCAAUGUAAUGUAAUGUAAAUUCCCAUUGAUGACGCAUAUAUGUGUGCGACACACUCGCAGCCCAACAAACAUGGCGGAAGGCGGCAGCGAGGAGCUCUUUCCUCACACUCCAGCCGCCAAUCAGACACUCAGAACGGUCAAACCUCCACAGACAGCCUGAAAUGUCUCUGAAGCAGAGACUAUCCAGGUGGAUUCACGGACUAAACUCUGAUAACCUACCUGUGUGUGUUCUCACUUUGUUUAUUUCAUGUCUGAUUCGCAAUUUACACCGCAGAAUAAUGACACGAAGAAGUUUAAUUUGAUUUGUGUCUGAUGAUUAGGGAGCGAGCGACCAAGAUCAACAUCACCCAAACGUCCCCAUCACUGGAACAAGACCGAAAAAAAAUGUCCAGUUACUUACUACCAUGUUUCACCAACCACUGGACACAAACACCAGUAGAGUAAAAAAAAUUACAGAAGCAAUUGGAAUUUAUAUUGCAUCCGCUAUGCGCCCAUACUCCACUGUAGAAGAGGCAGGGUUCAAAUACUUAUUACAUGUGCUCGAACCCCGUUACACUAUGCCAUCCCGCUGCCAUGUGAAACAAACAGUAGUCCCUGGCAUUUACAACAGGACAAGACACGUAGUGGAGCAGGAGUUGUCAGGUGCACAUUCAAUUGCUCUCACAACGGAUUCGUGGACUCGCGCUACGGAAAGCUUCCUCACAGUAAUACUACAAACGCGUCCCUUGCAUGACCAGCACACAAGCAGUCACCUCGCUGAGAAGCUAAAUGAAGCUGUGUCAGAAAGGAAUCUAGAAAGGCCUGGGAUGACCAUAGCAGUGACCACCGACAAUGCGAGAAACAUUGUUAAUGCCAUCAGUGCAGCAGGGCUAGGUCCGCACAUAGCAUGUUUUGCCCAUACUCUCAACCUGGCCACUAAGAAAGCACUGGAAGUCAAGCAGGUAUCGCAUGUACUUGCAAAAAUGAGAUCGACUGCAGCCUACAUUUUGGAAUCCAAACAGAACAUGCUUGAUUUGCCAAACCACAGACUCAUCAUUGAUGUUGCCACACGCUGGAACUCAAGCUACGAAAUGGUCGAGAGAUACCUAGAGCAACAAGCUGCUAUUUACUCCGCCUUGACAGAGAAGAAUGUCAGGACCAAGGACAUCGCAAAUCUUUCAGAUCAGGAACUGUCCUAUGCAGAGAACAUAGUUGAAGUUAUGAAGCCAUUGAAGACCAUCACUGCAGUAAUUAGCACAGAAACAUCCCCAUCUUUUUCGAUGAUCCUGCCCCUGCAAACUACAAUCCUGAAAUCCACAGAAAAAAAUACAGCUGAUGCUCCAAUUGCAAGAGACAUGAAAAAUGCCAUCAGAGAAAACUUUCAAGGCCGAUAUGAUGAUCCAGACCUCCGGGACUUCUUAAAUAAAUGUACAGCACUGGACCCCAGGUUCAAAACACUCAAUCACUUGGAUCCAGCUUGUCAUCAGAAAGUCCAUGAAGAUCUUAUCAGAGAAGUUCUGGGCAGAGCAGAACAGAAAUUUUCUAGUUUGAUAUAUUGCAGAAUGAUUACCCCCUGUCUGCAGAGGAGGACAGUCUAUCAACUUCACAGGCCACUGCUUUGCCAGUGAUGGCAGAAGAGUCAGAGGUAUCCUCCCCCCCGCCUCCUUCAAAGGGGUCAGCAAUGGAGGAAAUCUUUGGCUCACUCUUCUGCACUGAUCUGAGGAACCAGCCUAAUUUGAAGCAAAAGUUGAAGGAAGAAGUCUGUGCAUACAUGGCAAAGGAAUGCACCUCAGUUGACUCUGACCCGCUCUCCUGGUGGAAAUACCAUGAAUAUCUGUAUCCUAAUCUAGCUGUACUGGCAAAACGUUACCUGGCCAUACCUGCUACUUCAGUGCCCAGUGAAAGGGUUUUUUCAACAGCAGGUGACAUAGUUACUGCUACCAGAUCUGCACUCAGCACUGACCGUGUAGACAAACUUGUUUUUUUGAAGAAAAACCUUGAGCCACCUUCACCCCCGAGCCUUUCCAAGCCGACCCAGAGCCCGUCGCGGUGCACAGCUGCGGAGGAAAUGCGCCCAGCCAAAAAAUAGGCCAUCUUUAGAGGGAUUGUUUGGGAUCGUUAAAUGGGCCACUCCAAUUGUUCACGCGGGCCGGAUGUGGCCCGGGGGCCGUAGUUUGGAGACCCCUGGUUUAAACCUUUGACAGUAUUAGUGACAGAGCUUUAAGGAUCUGAAAAGUGAAGUCUUCUUUCUACUUCUAAUUCUAUUCUGCCAGCAAAGGGCAGUGCCACUGUUCUAAGUCUGAUUGUGCACAAGUGAGAAAUGACCCUAUUUCUCACUUGAUUUAUGACCUCAGUAAACAGUUUCCUCAUGAGUUCAUGGUCUCAGUAUUCAGUUUUAAGUCAUCUUCCACACAACACAAUGUUCAUUUUGCAAGUUAAAGCUCCAUUCAGUGGAGAGUAAACAACAAACUGCUUUAGAGGAUGGUUACUCAAUGAGUCUAUUCAGCACAACACACCCAACAAGUCAGUUAAAAAAUUUAAAGCUUUGCAGUGUUGAUCCAAUAUCAUGAUUCUCUUAGAUUGCCAAUUUCUAGGCUCAAAUGUUUCAGUGCACUGUUAAGCUAUAAUUCCAGUAUGUUUAUAGGUAGGACAUUUUUCAUGUUUGAAAACAGAACCAAAACCAAGUGGAGCCCAACUUAUAGUACAUCACCAACCAAUUGCAUUCUCUUGUCCAAACAUGGUCACUUCUGGCUCUGCAAAAAACUAAUGUUCAUAAUGCUAAACUCAAGGCUUCAAAACAGUUGUCCAAAAACCAAUGGGUGCAUCAUGGAAGUUUAACACUUGGUUUACACGGACAGGUAAGGUACAACCUGUAAAUAACUUCAACCUCAGGUUCUUUAGAGGUUGACGUUUAGCAGUCUAAGCUAGACAAAUCAACUGGUAAUCAUGUCCUGUUAGUCAUAUAUAGGUUUUUUGUUUAAUUCUGAUAAUACAUCUACAGUACAAGCCUACCAGGACAGACCCACUAAGGAAUGGAAAGGGAACACUGUGCAAACAGAAUUCUAUACUAAAAAAUGAAGUGCAUUAAUUUAAGACCGGCUUUUUCACCUUGAAAAUGCACUUUCUGAAAAAUUGAGGACAUGCUUUCAGCCACAGCCAUGAUAAAGCUGACUGCUGACCUGCAAACUUCAUAUCUGCAAGCUUUAUAUCAUGCAAGUUUUUAAUAUGAAAAACCUGGGAAGCAGAAAUCUGUUUGUGAAAUAACAUCAGACUGCACCAAGCAAGAAUGGAGGGGUGCGUGCAGGUAGGUAGGUAGGUAGGUAACGUAUGUCCUAUGCUAUAGCUGUAGACCUGCCAUCUGAUUGAUGUGGCACAAGGAAUCAAACACACAGUGCAAGCAACAGGCCACAGGGACAGAGCUUAUUAAUAAGGGGAAUUACGUCAAGCCUGAAUCGGGCAAUGAGGGAGUUUAUAUGCUCUGAUGCACUAUGAUGCAAUAUCCGCUCCAGUUCUCAGAGGACUGCUCAGAAAAUCUGACUGUUCAAUGAGACUUAGGUUGAUAUAAUGCAGUAAAGAUGUCAAAUAUCAGGCAGAGUACUACAUAGGAGCCAUUGUUGCUAUCUUCACCUCCCAUAAAAUUCAAAAGGACAUAUUAAACUCACUAUUGACACAUUCAGGACACUUGCCCUGUUUUUUCCAGAUGAUGCUACAUUGUAAACAAUGUUGUCAGAGUAUGUGUUGAACUGAGCAGAUAGCAGUGUAGCGUUAGCAGCGUUGUGAUAGCAAUUUGCUAACUAGUCUCUGUCAUUUUCCCUUUUAAAAUUCACUCUAAUGUAAAUUUGGUAUUAAUGGUCCACGACCAGCUGUGGGUCCCAAGGACUUAAUGCAUUGAAAACAUAUCAACAUCAGUGAGUAGCUGUGAUUAGGCAUAGUCUACUAUGACAUCAAUAAGCUGUGUUAAUGCUGCUGAUCUAAUCUGAUACCCACUGUGUUUUUUCUUCAUGUGCACCAUGCCUAUUUAGAGAAUCUGUGUCAGAUAAAAUGACAGACACUCGACCGGAGAAGGGAAAUUAUGAAACGAGGAUUGAACACAAGACUCUGAGGCAGUCCAGUGUAGAACUGGAGUUUAGACCCAUGCAUCCCUGGUGUUCAAGGGACG